Molecule: messenger RNA, 3219 nt
Organism: Candidozyma haemuli
Lineage: Eukaryota; Fungi; Ascomycota; Pichiomycetes; Serinales; Metschnikowiaceae
Exons: 1
Coding region: 1-3219 (1072 amino acids)
Cellular component (GO): intracellular membrane-bounded organelle
Molecular function (GO): phosphatidylinositol binding
Source: RefSeq, a predicted model, not a curated record
AUGGCUGUCCUCAGAGUCGCUGGAAUGGAAGCUAGCUGGCUAUGGCUCGCAGCGGUUGGAGCUUUUGCCGCCCUUCUACGAUUUGUCACUCUAUGGAGAGUUCUACUUGAGCUCAUACUAGCACUACUCCUAGCUACCUAUACGGUUUACCGUUUGAUUUCUUACGCACGACCUAGAAAGGUCCGUAAGAUUCAGUGUUCAAGGAGAAAGAAAUCUAAGUUUCGUUUCCUUCAAGAGGAUGUUUGGCUGGACGAGCUAAGAAGGGUUGAACUGGGAAUCUUAUCAGGGGAACAAGAUGCAUCCCAGUACUCCUCAGUUAACGAGACCUUAGAAGAGAUACUCAAUCUUACUGUAUCUGUUUUCAUUGAAUCCUGGUACUCGAAUCUAUCGCAGAAUCAGUCGUUCCAGGAAAGCCUCAGGAAGGAACUCAAGCAAAUUAUACUAGCAUUGACAAACCGCUUACAUGCCUUUGAUAUCCCCGAGCUACUAGUUAUCAAAUUGCUCCCAGUGUUGCACCAGCAUUUUAAGGCGUUUGCUCGUGACUCGCCUUACCAGGCUCAGAGUUAUACUCUCAAGAGUAAAUUAAAAGCAGUCAGUUCUUCUGGCCAUCAGCUUCAUGAUGCUGUGUCCAUAUCUGCCAACAAGGAUCAUACUAGGGAGAAGGACUUCUUCAGGAAGAAGUUCUCAAAGAUUCUCCCUCUAGUUCUAUCCUCUGGUGAGUCGAGCAACAAUAUCAUACCUACAUUUCUACGUGAAGUGCUAGCAUCAUCAAUAUUUGCCAAUGUUCUUGACAUGGCUACCGAAGGCGAUUUCGUGAACAUGAUGAUUGUCAAAUUUAUAGGCGAUAAUCUUCAGCGCAGAAGUCAAGUGAAGCGACUCAGAGCUGCUUUAGAACAACAUACUCGUCAAUCGGCUGAUCCGAAGCUAGAAACGCUAUCCAACACGGUUAUCCCCGCAGUUUCUGGAAACUUUACGAAAGCGAGGUACCAUCAUUGUCUUCAGUUUAUUGAGCUAGGAUCGGACCUAGAACUAGAGGAGCUAGGUCGUCAAUUGGAGGCCGAGAUAUCGAAAAAGCGUCCAGAUCAGGAUCGAGAGGAGCGUGAACUCUUAAUGGAUACCAAGAAUAGGGUUCUGCAAAAGCUUCGUAUCUCAAGUGAUGCCCCGUCUCUAAGCACAAUUCUCGGAGAUUCUCAACUUCGAAGCCAGUUUGCAACCUAUCUCAAACAGAAUGACGCCGUAUAUUUACUUGAGAUCCACCAGUCUGUAAAUGCGCUUAGAUCACCUUUAAGCCAUGAUACUGGGCUUUCGCCAGAUACACUCGAAUUUGCAACAUUCGAAGCUAUUCGUGAUAUACACCAGAAGUAUUUGGUUCAAGGAAGCAAGUAUUUCUCGGAUGGGAUAAGUGCAUGUAUCCAACGUGCUAUAGACGACCUGUCGAAUAAAGACAACUUUGAGCGGGCUAAAGAGGCCUUAAUAGAGUUGCAGAAGGAUGUAUACAAAGCAAUGGCGGCUGACUUCUACGGGCCGUUUUCUAAAAGCGGGAAUAACAUGCCAUCACAGCAUAAACUGGUCGAUCUUUUCUCUGCCGACACCUCACUAUUAGAGCAUGACGAUUCUCAAUACGACGAAGGAGACACCGAAAAGUCUAUCAGCCCUACUGUCUUUGAGGCUGUGGAGAAGUCACUAGAACAGAUAGUGAAUAUGAAGCAACGAGGUGAAGUGCUGGAUGCAUCGAGAAAUCAAAGCACUUCUACUCUAAAGAAUUUGAUGGCUUCGCUGUCGAGCUCAUCAACUGUCAAUUUGGUUGGUGAUAUGCAUCGCCAUGCAAGCGGUUCAUCAAUUGGUACAAGUCAUUCCGGCUUGUUUGGAUCAAUCCCUCAUGAUGAAUCUGAUUCCGAUUCAGAAGCUUCUGAUCAUCUCGCUCUGUCCGAUCCGGAGCUUAGUAGUUCGGAAAUAUUGAGGGCUGCUCCAGGUGAUUUAAGUCUCUCGGAAAAGCUUGCAACCAUUGAUCAAGAUAUCUACAACCUUCGGCAGCAAAACGAAAUUUUGCUUCCCUUGUUGAAGAAAGCGGAACUUACUAACAAUAUGUCAGAAAUGUCUAUUCUCAAACGGUCGAAGCAGGGCUUGGACAGAGAGAUAGCCUCCAAAGAGUUGCAAAGACAGCACUGGAUUAUUCAAGAAAAUGAAAACAGUUUAUUUGGAAAAUCCAAAAUUCAAAUAUCAUCAUACAUGUCGGAAAGCAAGAAUGGUUCUGAAUACGUUCUAUAUAUUGUUGAAGUCCAAAAGUUUUCAAAUGAUGAUCCGAAUGAGAUUACAGCGGGCUGGGUUGUUGCUAGGAGAUUCAGUCAGUUUUAUCAACUCAAUGAAUAUUUAAAAAAGAGGUCACCCAAGGUAUCUGCGAUAAAGUUUCCAAAGAAAUCGGUCCUCAACUUUCAGAAAAAGCAGUUGCUCGAGAUACGAAAACGGGCGCUUGAGCAUUAUCUCCAGCAACUUUUGACCAUCCCCGAAGUUUGCUCUGAUCCUAUUUUACGGUCCUUCCUAUCCUCAGAAAACUUCCUGUUUGGGUCUUUAAGAAAGCUGAAAAAGCCUUUAGAAGAUAUUUUGGGAUCAUUCUCUCUCGCUCCUCAGAGCCAGCUGGUUCAAAGCUCUAGGGAGAAUGACAGCCCCGAAAAUGGGUAUCUUGAUAGUAUACGAGAGAUGCAAAGUGAGUUGAAACAAUUUGACGAUUCCCAAAGGCAAGCAAUAGGAAGAGUACCAUUCGUGAAGCCAAUAUCCGAAUUGCUUAUCGAUGUGUUUGAGUUAGGCUCAUCGAAAAGUUGGAUACGAGGUCGAGCCCUUCUUAUAAUUUUACAGCAAGUCUUGGGCUCAGCUAUCGAGAAGAAGCUUCGGUCUUCGAUCAGCCAUCUACUAGGCGAUGAAAUGAUAUGGCUUAACGGGCUUACGUCGUUGAGAGAUACAGUCUAUCCUGGUGGUAGAUUUAAAGACCCACCGGUUCUCAGAAGUGAAGCACAGCAAGAAAAAACACGAGGAGAAGCCAGAGCAAUGUUUGAGGUGUUCAUGGAGGAAACUUGUGGCAAGGUUUUCGGCUCCACUAAUACCAAACAGCGUUCCAAUGUUUUGUUCGAGUUAUUCCAGAAUGAUUAUUUCAACAAACUGCUCAUCUUCAGUCUUAUAGAGGAACUUAUCGCGGAAGCCUUCCCAGAGUUACAACAUGAAUAA